Messenger RNA from Dentiscutata erythropus, 1293 nucleotides. The record is from the annotation of a GenBank genome assembly. Lineage: Eukaryota; Fungi; Glomeromycota; Glomeromycetes; Diversisporales; Gigasporaceae.
AGUUCCUCAACUCAGGCAGAUCCUGAGGAAUACUACGUGAAACAAGAUAGAAUAGGAAAAGGAUCUUUUGGUGAAGUAUUCAAAGGUUUUGAUAAGAAAACCAAUAAUUCUGUAGCAAUCAAAAUAAUUGAUCUUGAACAUGCUGAAGAUGAAAUUGAAGAUAUUCAACAAGAAAUAAAAAUUCUUUCACAAUUGGAUUCACAAUAUUACGGUUCUUAUCUCAAAGGAACUCAUUUAUGGAUUAUUAUGGAAUAUUGUUCUGGAGGAUCAUGUUCAGAUUUAGUGAAGCCUGGUGCAUUAAGAGAAGAAUACGUAGCAAUCAUUUUACGAGAAUUACUAAAAGGAUUGGACUAUCUUCACUCUGAACACAAACUUCACAGAGAUAUAAAAGCGGCAAACAUUCUUUUAAGUUCUACUGGAGAUGUAAAGAUAGCAGAUUUUGGUGUUUCGGGACAGAUCACAGCAACUAUAACAAAGAAGAAUACUUUCGUUGGAACACCGUUUUGGAUGGCACCCGAAGUCAUUAAACAAUCAGGAUAUGACUUUAAGGCUGACAUCUGGUCUCUGGGAAUAACCGCAAUCGAACUUGCGACAGGCGAACCUCCUCAUGCGGAUCUUCAUCCAAUGAAAGUUCUUUUCCUUAUUCCUAAAGAUCCACCACCUUCUUUAGAUGAUAGUCUAUAUUCUAAACCAUUUAAAGAAUUUGUCUCUUUAUGUUUAGAUAAAGACCCAAAUAACCGACCAACUCCAAAAGAGCUACUUAAACAUAGAUUUAUUAGGAGUGCAAAGAAGACUUCUUAUUUGACAGAAUUAAUUGAACGUUACCAAAAAUGGUUGGCAGAUGGUGGUGGUGAUCAGCACGAUUCCGAUGAAUCGGAUUAUUCUGAAAAUGGUAAUAAAGAUGUAGAGGAUACAGAUUGGGAAUUUCCAAAUUCAGGUUCUACGUCAUCGGAUGAUGAAACCUGCUCUGGAGAUAAUGCAACAAUUGGACCAGCCAAGGGAAAACAUACUAUGGUAUCGAAAGCUAAGAAUUCGGGUUAUGACACUAUAAAAUAUGUCAAUACGACAAAUGUGGAAAAUUAUGAUGAUACUGACCAAAACCAUGUUGAAAUCUCUCCCGUGACUGGUCCUGCGGUUUUCGAUAAGGUUAUUGUACCUUCCAUAGAAAAUUUACGAAAAAAUGUGCCAUCCAAAAAAGCUCAGCUCACACUGGAUAUUUUGAAAAAGGCCUUUGAGGAUGCAGAAAGAGAAGAUCCUGUCUGCACGGGAUCUAAAAGUCUUGCAUGGGAUUAG